Molecule: messenger RNA, 1129 nt
Organism: Dendronephthya gigantea
Lineage: Eukaryota; Metazoa; Cnidaria; Anthozoa; Malacalcyonacea; Nephtheidae
Exons: 1
Coding region: 194-1099 (301 amino acids)
Molecular function (GO): NAD+ poly-ADP-ribosyltransferase activity
Source: RefSeq, a predicted model, not a curated record
UCCAAAAGUCAUCAAGAUUGAGAAAGUCACCAAUCUUAUUCUGGAAAAGAAAUUUGAAGAAGCGAAGUCCAAAGCUUUUGGUGAUUAUAUCGCUCCAAAAUUCCACGGCACGUCAAACACUGCAUUGGGAAAAAUUAUCCGAAAGGGCUUCAAAAUACCAGAGGCCAAUCCCCGCCCUCCAAAAAAACCAGGCAUGUAUGGCCAAGGCAUCUACUUUGCUACGGACUCUUCGAAAAGCGCCCGAGAGAUUUACACCAAAGGUUCCCAAAAACUUUUGUUGUGUCAAGUUAUUCUUGGUAAGUCCAUGACUGUCGAGAAAGCGGAUAGCAGCUUAAAUAGGGAGAAACUUCGCUCUAAAAAAUUCGAUUCUGUGUAUGCCCCACGAGGUACAGAAGUGAUCAAUGAUGAGUUUGUCAUCUUUAAUCCAGACCAAGCGCUUCCUCAGUACAUCAUCCAUUUCUCCGACAGAAAAACACUGGUACCUCCCUCACCGUCCAUACAUACAAAAGAGGCUUGUAUCGUAAAGAAGAUGAAAGCAUCGAGAUCAGUGAACUUUCAAGAUCCUUUUGAAAUGUACUACAACUAUGCGGAAUCUCACUUCAGAAGAAUGGCAACUACGAGUUCCCUCCUACGCCAAGCUACUAUUUCAUCCAUUGAUAUCGUAAUCAACAAAGACCUCGAGGACAAGUUUGAAGCAACCAAGAAGUCGUUCAAAAGCCAAGGAAUUCCUGACACGGAAAUUCUUGCUUAUCACGGAACCGACAAGAAGAACAUCGAUAGUAUCCUCCAGAGCAACUUGCAGUUAAGUUACGCGAAAAGACAAGCUUAUGGCAAAGGUAACUACUUCUCAGAAUUCCCUGCUGUGAGUCUGGGUUAUGGCGAUGGUGGUCUUCUCUUGUGUCGCAUUCUUCCUGGAAAAGAAUUCGUCGACUCCACUGCCUGUGAUAUCCCACCAGACUACAAUUCCAAAAAAGUAAUCGGAGAUCAGUCUACACGAGUUAUGGGACCUGGGGCAGUCAGUAGGGCCAACGCAAGUGGUGAUAUGAUCAUUAUUGAAAAUUCUGAUCAGAUUUUGCCCUUCUUUGUUAUCCAUCGUUGAACUACUAUUAAACAUUUUAAUUAAAUAAAA